This is a messenger RNA of Apus apus (common swift), 4325 nucleotides long. It is a transcript of the gene SH3BP4, whose product is annotated as SH3 domain binding protein 4. Gene Ontology annotation, cellular component: cytoplasm. Lineage: Eukaryota; Metazoa; Chordata; Aves; Apodiformes; Apodidae. The transcript has 6 exons. Gene Ontology annotation, molecular function: protein binding. Bases 1010 to 3907 code for a protein of 965 amino acids. The record is from RefSeq and is a predicted model, not a curated record.
CUCCAGGCUCAACACCCCAACUCUCCCAGCCUGGCUCCAGAGCAGAGCUGCUCCAGCCCUCCCAUCAUCUCCGGGGCCUCCUCUGUCCUCUCUCCAACAGCUCCACAUCCUUCUGGUGUUGGGGACCCCAGAACUGGCCCCAGCCCUGCAGGGGGGUCUCCCCAGAGCAGAGCAGAGGGGGAGGAUCCCCUCCCAUCAAACCUGCCAUGUCUGACUUGCCCUCCCAGCAUCAGGUCCAAAGCAAAACCCUGUGAGAUGGAGGCACUGGGGGAGGGUCCUGAUGUUUCCACAAGUCCCUUGUUUGCUGGAAAAGGGACAAAAGGGACUUGUCUUCUGUUCUGGCACGUUGGGAGCUCCCAGGCUGGUCCUGGGAUGUAGGUGAGUUCACAACUCAGGCUCUUUCUGGUACAAAGAGCUUGUGUUUUGUGUUGUCUUAAGGGGUGGUUUACGUGUGGCUGGGCCCUGUUCUGUCUUUUGGUUUGUUUCUUGAAGAUUAAAGCACUUGCUUUGCAAACAUGAGUGGUGAAAAGUAGGAGGAGGAGGAGGAGAUAAGAGGAAGGUGACAAGGUCUGGUGUCAGCAGGGUAUGUGGCCCUGCUGGCAUCAGAAGUGCAAAAUGCUUGGCCCAGGUUUCUGGGGGGGGGGGGCUUAAACCCAACCCAGCAACCAGCUCUUCUCCACCCAUCUUCACCAGCAAAGCUCCCCAGCUGCCUGACUGGAGGGGCCAAGAUCCUGGGGAGCAAGAUGCUUUGUCUCUACAGGACAAAGGAUUGCAUGGAGGAGUCCUCCCAUCCACCCUUCUCACCAAAACCUUCUCUGCUGGCUCUUAACUACCACAAGGUGCUGCACUGUCAUCAACCCUAGAGCCUCCCCAGAGCUGCUGCUGGUCCAUGCCUGGUGGAGAGGAGAUCCAGGAGUAGGCUUGGUUUCCCGGAGGUGACGUCGGGGUCCUUUGUAGCUGGUUUUGCUGGUGGAGAGGCCAUGGUGGCCUAGGCCUGGCCGGGCAGGAGAUGGCAGCGCAGAGGAUCCGGGCGGCCAACUCGGGGGGGCUGCCGCGGUGCCGCUCCGAGGGGACCCUGAUCGACCUGGCACAGGGCUGUGCUGAGAGCAGCCUCUGCGACCUCAAAGUGCCUUCUCCUAGUGCCUUGCUGGUUGACAACCCCGCAUCCUUUGGGAACGCCAAGGAAGUGGUAGCCAUCAAGGAUUACUGCCCGACUAAUUUCACCACUUUGAAGUUCUCCAAAGGGGACCACCUGUACGUCCUGGACACCUCAGGAGGUGAGUGGUGGUACGCUCACAACACCACGGAGAUGGGCUACAUCCCUUCCUCCUACGUCCAGCCGGUGAACCACCGCAACUCCUCCUUGACGGACAGCGGGAUGAUCGACAACCUCCUGGAGAGCCCCGACGAGGGGGUCAGGGAGUUGGACCUGCUUGGAGAAUGGACUGAAGCCCAAAGAAACUCUCUGAAAACCUACCAUAACAACCCUUUCUUGAACGGGGUCCAGACCAACCCGUUUCUCGAUGGGAAUGGUGGGCAAACGGUGCCCAGCUCGGACCUGGAGUCCAACUCCAACGUCGCCGUUGACUUGUUGCUCUUUGACACGGGGGCUCCUGCUUCAGGGGUCUCCAGCUCGGCUGCUAACAGCAGCCUGGGGAACAUCUUUGAUGAGUUUCCAUCCACGAACAGGCUGGAUCUGGAGCAGCCUGUGAGAAGGGACAACCCUUUCUUCAGGAGUAAACGCUCCUACAGUUUGUCCGAACUGUCGGUUCUUCAGGCCAAGUCAGAGGCUCCGGCCUCGUCGGGUUUCUUCAGUGGGUUGAAGUCUCCCACCCCUGAGCAGUUCCAGAGCCGGGAGGAUUUUAGGACAGCGUGGUUGAACCACAGGAAGCUGGCUCGGUCUUGCCAUGACUUGGAUUUGCUCGGUCAAAACCCUGGCUGGGGACAGACUCAGCCGGUGGAGACCAACAUUGUCUGCAAGCUGGAUAGUUCUGGUGGGGCCGUUCAGCUUCCUGACACCAACAUCAGCAUCCACGUGCCAGAGGGCCACGUGUGCCCUGGGGAGACACAGCAGAUCUCCAUGAAAGCCAUGCUGGAUCCACCGCUGGAGCUGAACAGUGACAAGUGCAGCACCAUCAGCCCGGUCCUGCAGAUCAAGCUGAGCAACAUGGAGGUGAAGACCUUCAUCAUUCUGGAGAUGAAGGUGUCGGCAGAGGUCAAGGAUGACAUGGUGAGCAAGAGUUUGGUGGGACUGCAGUGCCUGAGGAGUGACAUGAAAGAGGGGCCCUACACGCCGUUGCAGCUGAGCUAUUCCUACGGGGACACCAUCCAGGUGCAGCUGGAGAACCUGGAGCCUUGCAUGUACGUUGCAGCUGUAGCCCAGGGGCAGAACAUCCUCUACCCUUACACGGUUUGGGAUUACAUCCACAAGAAGAUCACGGUCGGUGUCUACGGCCCAAAGCACAUUCACCCUUCUUUUACAACUGUGGUGGCCUUGUUUGGGCACGAAUGUGCUCCCAAGACCCUCCUGGUGAACGAGGUCACCAGGCCGUCCCACAGCCCAGCUCCCGUUGCCCUCCAGCUCUGGGGCAAGCACCAGUUUGCUCUGUCCCGGCCUCAGGACCUCAAGCUCUGCAUGUUCUCCAACAUGACCAACUACGAGGUGAAAGCCGGCGAGGCAGCCAGGAUGGUGAGGGGCUUCCAGAUGAAGCUGGGCAAGGUCAGCCGCCUCAUCUUCCCCAUCGCGUCCCACGACCCCAACGAGCUCUCGGACUUCACGCUGAGGGUGCAGGUCAAGGAUGACACGGGUGCCAUCCUGACCCAGUUCUGCGUCCAGACGCCGCAGCCGCCCCCGAAAAGCGCCAUCAAACCCACGGGGCAGAGGAGGUUCCUGAAGAAGAACGAGGUGGGGAAGAUCAUCCUCUCACCUCUGGCUGCCACCACCAAGUAUCCUGUUUUUCAGGACAGGCCGGUGUUGAGCUUGAAGUAUGGCAAGCUGCUGAAGACCGUGGUGAGGCAGAGCAAGAACCACUAUCUGCUGGAGUACAAGAAGGGAGACGUCAUUGCCCUGCUCAGUGAGGAGAAGAUCAGGUUAAAAGGGCAGCUGUGGACCAAGGAGUGGUACAUUGGCUACUACCAGGGAAAGGUGGGCCUCGUGCACACCAAGAACGUGCUGGUGGUUGGGAAGGUGAAGCCCAGUUACUUCUCCGGGCCAGAUCUCACCACCAGCUUGUUGCUGGAGCAGAUCCUGAGGCCUUGCAAGUUCCUGACCUACAUCUACGCCUCUGUGAGGACUCUGCUGAUGGAGAACCUCAGCAGCUGGAGGUCCUUUGCUGACGCCCUGGGGUACCUGAACUUGCCACUGACGUUCUUCUGCCGAGCGGAGCUGGACAGCGAGCCAGAGAGAGUGGCUUCUGUCUUGGAGAAGCUGAAGGAAGACUGCAACAACACGGAGAACAAGGAGAGGAAGUCCUUCCAGAAGGAGCUGAUGACGGCCUUGCUGAAGAUGGACUGCCAGGGGCUGGUUGUCCGGCUCAUCCAGGACUUUGUGCUGCUGACCACGGCUGUGGAGGUGGCCCAACGCUGGAGGGAGCUGGCUGAGAAGCUGGCCAAGGUCUCCAAGCAGCAGAUGGAUGCUUAUGAGGCCCCACACAGGGAUAAGAUGGGGGCAGUGGACAGUGAGGCCAUGUGGAAGCCAGCAUAUGAUUUCCUCCUCACCUGGAGCAGCCAGAUGGGUGACAGCUACCGUGAUGUGAUCCAGGAGCUGCACACGGGGCUGGACAAGAUGAAGAACCCCAUCACCAAGCGCUGGAAGCAUCUCACUGGCACCUUGAUCCUCGUCAACUCCUUGGACAUGCUGAGGGCAGCUGCCUUCAGCCCACAAGACCACGAGGACUUUGCCAUUUAGCUCCUGUGGGGGAUUUUUUUGUGGUUGAUUUCCCACCCCCAUCUCGUUGGAUGGGGGUUGUUGGGUGGUUGUUUUUUUGGGUUGUUUUUACAUUUUCCUGUGCUUUUUUCCCCCCUUCCCCCUUUUUUUUUUUUUUUUAAAGCAGUUGACUUGAAAAGAAGAAGAGGUUCCUCUCGCUGGGUUUUUCAAGAGGCCAGAGUUUGGAAGUUCUCCACCAGGACUGGACACCAGCAGGAGACAUGGACUGGGGAGGCCCCCCCCAGAGAGGGGUGGCUUUUCAUACGGCGUCGACACCAGUCGAACUGUUUUCUUACUCAACAGAAACAACUUGGGGACACACACACAAAAGGAAUCACCUUUUUCUUUUUAGGCAUUUACAAAUAAAAAAAAAAUCUAAUGUUUGUAACGAGCAGCAAAA